AUGCUGCGGAGAGACACCUCGCAGGGUGUCAGCCUCAGCCCUGGAUGCUGCGCCGCAGAAUGGGAUACGCCGACCCAUCGUCGGCAGAUACUUUAUGGGAAAAACUACAUUAAAAGUGCGCAACAGUUUAGCCGACUCAAAGGGGACGAGGCAGGAAAUUGGACGGGUCCGGUUAAUUUCUCGGACGAUGGAUCUCUGAAGCCGGCCAGAAAUGGAAGGAAAAGGUAUCUGGAGAAUUAUGAAGGCUCCUUCGAAUACAACUCCACUGCAUGCAGGGAGCUUAGACAAGAGAUUAUGGAUGUCAAAGUCCUGACAAUAAAACAGAACUGUACCAGAAAUCCCAACAGUAAUGAAGCCAUGAGGCCUUCCACUCAGAAUCCGCUAUUUACAGACAGGGUGAAAACCUCUGAGCUGUUUGAGAGAUGGAGAAACCUGCAGGUGUGCAAAUGGAGCCAGAGCAAGGAGGGGACCAACAGCUUCAAGAUGUCCCUGUCACGCUGCUGCAAUGCUCCCUCUUUUCUGUUCACCACAAAGAGAAACACUCCGGCAGGGACCAAGCUGAGGUAUGAGGUGGACACCAGUGGGAUUCUGCCCAUCACCUCGGAGAUAUUCAAGAUGUUUCCAGAUGACAUGCCUUAUUCAAAAUCACAGUACAAGAAAUGUGCUGUCAUCGGAAACGGUGGCAUCAUCAAGAACAGCAAAUGUGGGAAGGACAUUGACGCUGCAGAUUUUGUCUUUAGAUGUAAUAUUCCACCCAUUAAUGAAAAGUACUCAGCUGAUGUUGGAACCAAAACAGACUUGGUCACCAUAAAUCCGAGCAUUAUCACAGAAAGGUUUCAAAAGCUAGAGAAAUGGCGUCGCCCUUUCUACCAGGUUCUCCAAAACUACGAGAACUCUUCGGUCGUGCUCCCGGCUUUCUACAACACCCGCAACACGGACGUCUCCUUCCGAGUGAAGUACAUGCUGGACGACUUUGACUCUCAGCGAGGGGUCUUCUUCUUCCACCCGCAGUAUUUGCUAAACGUGCAGCGGUUCUGGGCGGUGCAGGGCGUCCGGGCGAAGAGGCUGAGCAGCGGCUUGAUGCUGGUGACCGCUGCCUUGGAGAUGUGCGAGGAGGUCCAUCUCUACGGGUUCUGGGCCUUUCCCAUGAAUCCCUCCGGCAUCUUCAUCACGCACCACUAUUACGACAACGUCAAGCCGAGACCGGGCUUCCACGCGAUGCCUCACGAGAUUUUCAAUUUCAUCCACAUGCAUACUCGUGGGAUUGUCAACUUACACACAGAGCCUUGCAUGUGA
Knipowitschia caucasica is the source of this 1296-nucleotide messenger RNA. The record is from the annotation of a GenBank genome assembly. NCBI's taxonomy places the organism in Eukaryota, Metazoa, Chordata, Actinopteri, Gobiiformes, Gobiidae.